This is a messenger RNA of Arvicanthis niloticus (Nile rat), 6377 nucleotides long. RefSeq names its product Rho GTPase activating protein 31 (gene Arhgap31). The record is from RefSeq and is a predicted model, not a curated record. NCBI's taxonomy places the organism in Eukaryota, Metazoa, Chordata, Mammalia, Rodentia, Muridae. Gene Ontology annotation, cellular component: lamellipodium. Gene Ontology annotation, molecular function: GTPase activator activity. Gene Ontology annotation, biological process: small GTPase-mediated signal transduction.
GAUACUCUGGACUCGUAGAGUCACCUCGGGAGAGCGCGAUCUCUCCCCCAGCCCGCGCAGCUCAACCCACCCACUUACUUCCUUCGACUACACACACACACACACACACACACACACACACACACACACACACACACUCUCAGAGCUGCCAAAAUUUUCCAACCUCCGCCCCCCUCCCGAGCUGACUUCCUUCCAGCGCUUCCUGAGCUGGACGAUCCUGGGAUUUGUAAGACAGGAAAAAAGGGACGGCGCGAGGGCGGGCGAGGGGACGGGAUGCUGGCUGUUCGCGGUACUCCAGCGCUCUGAAGGCAGAGCGCGGGCCUAGGGCGGAGCACACUCAGCCCCGGGGCGGUCCCCUAACCGCCGCGCCCCGGCUCCUCGCAAGGCUCAGCGGAGAAGCGCGGGGAGACGCCGCGGGAGCCCGAGUAGGGAGGUGACACCCGCCCGGGGCGGUGCACGGCCCGAUCUGCGCGCCCAUGCCGACCCGCGGCGCCGCUCUGCCCCGGUGACCCGACCCCGAAACCCUCAUCAGCGGUGCAGAGCAGAGAGCGCAGACGGAGGGGCAGCCUCUGUGGGACUAACUCAUGAAGAACAAGGGUGCCAAGCAGAAGCUGAAACGAAAGGGAGCUGCCAGUGCGUUUGGAUGUGACCUGACGGAGUAUCUGGAAAGCUCGGGACAGGAUGUUCCAUAUGUGCUGAAGAGCUGUGCUGAAUUCAUAGAGACUCAUGGCAUUGUGGAUGGAAUCUAUCGCCUCUCGGGUGUCACCUCAAACAUCCAGCGGCUCAGGCAGGAGUUUGGCUCAGAUCAAUGCCCAGAUCUGACAAGGGAAGUAUACCUUCAAGACAUCCACUGCGUGGGCUCCCUGUGCAAGCUCUACUUCAGGGAGCUGCCCAACCCCCUCCUGACCUACGAGCUCUAUGAGAAAUUCACGGAAGCAGUGUCUCAUUGCCCGGAAGAAGGCCAGCUGGCCCGAAUCCAGAAUGUCAUCCAGGAGCUCCCCCCACCCCAUUAUAGGACCUUGGAAUACCUGAUCCGACACCUGGCCCACAUCGCCUCAUUCAGCAGCAAGACCAACAUGCAUGCCAGGAACCUAGCCCUAGUGUGGGCCCCAAACCUCCUCAGGAGUAAAAAAAUCGAAGCCACUAUUUGCAAUGGAGAUGCGGCGUUUUUGGCAGUCCGGGUCCAGCAGGUGGUGAUCGAGUUCAUACUGAAUCACGCUGAUCAAAUCUUCAACGGUGGAGCUCCAGGGGCUCUGCAACAGGAUGAAAGCCGCACUAUCACAAAGAGCAUGACCCUGCCGGCCCUGUCCCUGCCCAUGAAGUUGGUAAGCCUGGAGGAGGCUCAGGCCCGAAGCUUGGCCACAAACCAUCCUGCUCGGAAGGAGAGACGGGAGAACAGCCUGCCCGAGAUCGUCCCUCCCAUGGGCACCCACUUCCACACAGUCCUUGAGUUACCGGACAACAAGAGAAAGCUUUCGAGCAAAUCAAAGAAGUGGAAAUCAAUAUUUAACCUGGGGCGUUCUGGAUCGGAUUCAAAAUCGAAGCUGAGCAGAAAUGGGAGUGUAUUCGUGAGAGGCCAGAGGCUGUCGGUGGAAAAGGCUACUAUCCGACCAGCUAAAAGCAUGGACUCCCUGUGUUCAGUGCCUGUGGAAGCAGGGAAAGAAAACAAAGGAAAUUUCAGUCGAACAGUCACCACUGGGGGAUUUUUCAUUCCAGCCACAAAAAUGCACGUGAGCAGCACGGGCAGUUCCUGUGACCUCAGCAAGGAGGGUGAAUGGGGUCAGGAGGGGAUGCCGGCUGGGGCUGAGGGGGGCUGCGAGGUGGGUGGUCAGAUCCGGCCCCUGCCCGAGCAGCUGAAGGUGUUCCGUCCCAUCGGAGACCCUGAGAGCGAGCAGUCCGCCCCGAAGCUUCUGGGGAUGUUCUACACCUCCAGCGACAGUCCGGGCAAAUCCGUCUUCACAAGCAGCCUGUUCCAGAUGGAGCCCUCACCCCGCCACCAGCGAAAGGCGCUCAACAUCUCCGAGCCCUUCGCUGUGUCUGUGCCACUCCGUGUGUCUGCCGUCAUCAGCACCAACAGCACCCCUUGCAGGACGCCCCCCAAAGAGCUACAGUCUCUCUCCAGCCUCGAAGAGUUUUCCUUCCAAGGUUCAGAGAGUGGAGGAUGGCCAGAAGAAGAGAAGCCCCUAGGAGCUGAGCCUUUUCCAGGUUCUGUUACUAAGAAGGCAGCUACUGAGGACACCAAGCCAGAACCUGAAGUCCCGGGGAGAGGAGAAUGUAGCCAAAGCCCUCCCCUGGACCCAGGUACCCAAGAGGAGAAGAAAACCUUGGAUACAUCCCUGACCUCUCAACUGUCAAAGGAAGCAGAGAAGCAGCCAAAUGGAGAGAAGGUGAUGGAGGAGAGCCAGGGUGCUAGCCAGCUGAAGGCCAGUACUCCACAAGAGAGCCUCAGGACUGGAACUGAACCAAUGUUUUUCCAUGAGAUGGAUGAAGAUGACCUGGCUCAGGCCUUGAUCUGGCCUGAGAUUCAACAGGAACUGAAAAUCAUCGAAUCAGAGGAGGAGUUCUCAUCAUUGCCACCGCCUACUCAGAAGACAAGCCCAGUUACUGAGUCAAGUCCAACCCCAUUUCCCUUCCCAGAGGCCCCCGGGAGCUUGCCUAGUAGCUCUGCUCCUCUGGAAGUGUGGACUAGGGACUCAGCCAAUCAGAGCGUACAGGAGGCUGCCAGCCUCACCAAUAGAGAGAAGCGGGAGCCAGUCUGCAGCCUCCUUGACUCAGAGUCUGAGCCGGAGCUCAGCCCAGACCCGGCCAGUGUCGCACCUCUGGAAAUACUUUUGUUAGAAAAGGUGUCUUCUUCAGCUAGAAUACAGAUAGGAGGCCCAAGAAAUCUCUCUCCCCCACUCCCUCCUUCGCCACCUCCUCCAACUCCUCGGGAGGAGGAGCCUCAAGUCUUGCUGUCAAAGGAAUGUCCUGACAGAGAAGAUGAAUCUAGGGAUUCCAGGACAGUUCUCUACACAGAGCAGCCAAACCCCAAAGACAGCCCUGGCAUCCCUCACCUCUGUCAGAGAGAGGAAGCUAUUACAAGCCCAAAUGAGCUGCAAAAUGCAAAGGAUGCUGUUCCCGAGAACAAAGGCCCUGAUCCUCCAAGCCCAAUGAAGGAGAUUGAAGUCAUCCCACAAGAAGAGGGAGAUGCUCUCCAUUCAGCACAAGAGCCUUCAGACUGUGACGAAGAUGACACUGUGACGGACACUGCCCAGCAUGGCCUGGAGAUGGUAGAACCCUGGGAGGAGCCCCAGUGGGUGACCAGUCCCCUUCAUUCUCCCACUCUGAAAGAAGUUCAGGAGUCCCAGAUGCAAGGCUCCCAGGGCCACCGAUUAGAGAGGAGACUUCGCCACAGGCCUAGCCUUCGCCAGAGCCAUUCUCUAGAUAGCAAAACCACUGGAACGAGCCACUGGACUCUUGAGGCUCCCUUCUCCAGCAGCUGUGCCAAUCUUGAAACAGAGAGGAACUAUGAGCCUCUGCAGCCCCCGGCAGCCAGGAUCAAGAUUGCCGGAUUGGAAGAGAAAGCCCUAAAAGCCUUCAGAGAGUUCUCUGGCCUGAAAGGGUUAGAGGUUCUUCCCAGCCAGAAGGCACCAUCUGGUAUACAACCCAAAACAGUAGAAACCAACUUUAUCAGUUUAGCAGAGGAAAAGGAACAGGGACCACAACUGGAAUUUAGCAACCCUCAGAUUAAACACAGUGAUGUACCCGGGCCAGAGAGCAGCAAGGAGAAUUCCCCUAGGGCUCAAGAAAGCACCUCACCUGGGGAACAUCCCCUAAAGUUACAGCCGAAGAACACUGAGUGUGGGCCUUCAAAAGGGAAACACAGGCCUUCUUCCCUCAACCUGGACUCUGCCACUCCCAUCACUGACCUUUUUCGACUUGAGAAUGGGGCUUCCUUUAGUUCACCAGGAAUAGAGCUCUCUGAACUAGGAGACACCAAGGUCACCUGGAUGAGCUCCUCUCACUGUAAAGCAACCCCCUGGAACUCCCAGGACACUCAGGACCUGGAUAUCGUUGCCCAUGCCCUGACAGGCCGCCGGAAUUCUGCUCCCGUGAGCGUGUCAGCUGUGAGAACCUCCUUUAUGGUCAAAAUGUGUCAGGCCAAGGCAGUCCCUGUCAUCCCACCCAAGAUUCAAUAUACACAGAUCCCACAGCCCCUUCCCACUCAGAACACAGGGGAAGGAGGGGCUCAGCCUCUGGAGAGGAGCCAGGAAGAACCUGGUUCAACCCCUGAGAUCCCUCAGAAACCCACCAAAGAUGAUUCUCCCUCCUCCCUGGGAAGCCCAGAGGAAGAGCAACCCAAGCAAGAGACAGGAGCCUCUGCAUCCCGGAGAAUGGCCAGCACUGCAUCCUGCAUGUAUGAGGGGUCCUUCUGCUCUCUGGAACCAGGUGUAUCUACUUUGGUCUCCACACAGGAUGCAACGGUGCAAUGCAGAAAACGCACAUCAGAGACAGAGCCAUCGGGAGACAACCUUCUUUCUUCAAAACUGGAGAGAGCAUCUGGGGGUCCUAAACCUUUCCACAGGUCAAGGCCAGGAAGACCUCAGAGCCUAAUCUUAUUCCCCAUCAUGGACCACCUACCUUCCUCACCCACAGUGAUAGAUUCCAAGGUCCUACUGUCCCCCAUCAGAAGCCCUACUCAGACAGUUUCCCCUGGCCUUCUCUGUGGAGAGUUGGCUGAAAACACAUGGGUCACACCAGAAGGGGUUACGCUUAGGAAUAAAAUGACCAUCCCUAAGAAUGGCCAAAGACUAGAGACUUCAACAAGCUGUUUUUACCAGCCCCAGCGGAGAUCCGUGAUUCUGGAUGGAAGAAGUGGGAGACAGAUAGAAUGAAACCAGUUGACCUGCUGCUAUUCUCUGUAAAUGUGUUGGGCUCAUCUGGUCCUUACAGGACCAACUGGCCAUUCUCCAGGCACAAGCUAUUGAAAUUAGGGCUUAUAUUUGCCUCUGACCACCUCCUCUCUCUCCCUCUCUCCCCACUUCUCCUUUGUCUUUGACCAUGCAUGAGUCCAUUUGCUGGAAGAGUGAUUAAGACAAGGACCAAAGAGUGAGGUUUAAGGAAGUCCACACAAGCAAGUGGGGGAGGGUUAGGCAAGGGAAGAGAUUAGGAUGCUCACCUCUGGUGGGAAUCAGGGCUCCUCUGUGAGUCAGAUUAUUCCUCCACUACCAUUAUCCCUUACUGUUGAGAGCUGCCUGUGAUAGUAUCCCUUGAAAGAAAUUUUUUUUUUUGCCUGAGUCAGAAAAAAAUCUUCCUCUUCUGAUUGAAGGCUUCUUUGUGCUUUUUUUUUUUUUUUUUUUUUUUUUUUUUUUCUCUUUAAAGCAUGGGUUCUUCUGGAGCAGUUUUUAAUAAGCUUUGUAAAAGUGUAUUUACUCCCCCGCAAAUAGAAGCAGAUCUGAAAAUGCAAACUAACAUGCACUUAAGAUCUCCAGGUGGGGGAACUUUCUUGUACUCAUUCCCUGGGACUGCUGCAGACCUGUCCAGGGUGAUCCAUGAAUCAACAUAGAAAGUCAGAAUCUGUACUCAAGAGCAAAGGCCCAGACUGGUCCCACCUACAAAUGCUUCUUGGUGUUGGCUUUAUUGUGACUCCGCCUACCACAGUGCUGAACUCUGAUUAACAAGUAGCUAGACAGACUGAGUACUGAGCUGAGACAUACAAGGUAUACAGGGAUGGUGCGUCUGCUUUCUUUAUAGUACCAGAAUCCAAGUGCCACAUGUCAUAGAGGGAGGCACAACUUCAUUACAGACCUGAUAUGUUUAAGUUGGUGAGGCAUUAGGAGAAGGAAAGCCCUAGCUCUCCAGCACUAACCUGGGCCUAGCAGGAUGGGGAAAGAACCCCAUCUGUCACUGUCUUCAGAAAUGCACCGCCUUUAGCCAGUGGCUCCCUCCCUUUCUCCUCCCCUCAUCGUUGCUCAAGGGCAGAUUUGUCUUCAUUCCCCAUAUGCACCAUCCACUCAGGUGCUCAGACUCGCUCUGACUCUUGUCUGGAUACAAGCAGAUGCAAUAAACCAAUCUGAUGUCCUUUACACCUGCUGGAAGGCUUCUGGUGCUUCUCCCACAAAGGCUUAAUGGGGCACUUCUCAGAGUUCAGCCAGGCUCAGUCAUUGCACAAGUUUCUCUAAAGACUAGCAGUAUCUCUGGGCUGACCCCACAAAGCCAGGACUGGACUGGGUAAGGGGCUAAGCUGAAGUCGUCUCCAGUGGGAAUGUAGAUGCUGACGUUCUAUUGCAGACCUCAUGUUCCCUCUGCCGUCGCUGAUAAACCUUAAGGAUUUGAAAUCUUGCCCUUGUUUUUUGGGUUUUUUUUUUUUUUUUUUUUUUAAAUACCUGGGGCAAGGA